CUCUAGGAUUUGGCAUUUCUUCCACAAGGGAGCAUAAAAUCUUGACCAAAGCCUUCCCUGAACACAAAUUUCCCACCUUUCCCAAAUCCUCCCUUUUUUUUCUUUCCCUUCCUCUAAACUCAUCCUUUCUUUCCAUUUCUUCCCUCUUUUUUUGCGAAAGAGCGAAUAUCUGAGACACUCCAACUCAGAUUCCUCUUGCGAUUAAAAAAAGAGUUUCUAGUUCUUCGCCACGGUACGGCUUAGACUAAGAAUAGACAGGCGAGCCAGUAUAGAGUAGACUUCUGAACUCUUUCGUCAGCAAGUCUACGGGCUCAAGACGCAAAAGGCAAAAGGCAAAUCAUCUAGAUUUCUUUUUCAGCAUCAUUCUAGACUAAUCGUACUCUCAUCCUCCCACCUUCCGGCUUGCACUCGACCGAGUCCAAUACCAAAGCAAGAGAGGCCUUCGAUUCACCUCCGUCGAGUCGCCCUAAUCGUUACCAAACAAGAAAACUAAAAUAACGGAAAAAUCAUCACAAAAUCCUUCAUCAUGUCUCAGGCUCAAGAGAAUGCCCAGUCCGUCAAGGUACUGGAGGAUUUGAUGCAGAAACUUACCGUUUCUAAGGACGCUGCUGCUAUUAAGGAUGCUUCGCAUUCUUUGGCCUCCUUCAUCAACGGCCGCAUCGAGGACCAAGAAGCACCAACCAAGACUGUCGAGGCCUUGAAGAAGCAAAUUUCCAACAAGAAAGAUGCUGCAGCCCGUGAAAAGGCAGCCAAUGCUAUCCAGGCAAUUGCUCAGCAUUCCGAGAUCGCCCCUAACGUCGAGCCCUACCUAGUGGUUCUAUUACCUCUUACUCUAGCUGCAAUUGGCGACAAGAUUACUUCUGUAAAGAAUGCCGCCAUUGCCGCGACCACUGCCAUCGUCGAGGCUGUCAACCCCAAUGCUGUCAAGGCCGUCCUACCUGCUCUUGUCAAGUCCAUAUUGGAAGCUCAGAAAUGGCCCGAGAAGAUUACUGCUCUCGAGUGCAUCGAUAUCCUUGUCAGAACCGCCCCCGCCCAACUAGCCUUCCGCGUCCCCGAACUCAUUCCUGUUGUCUCCGAGUCCAUGUGGGACACCAAGAAGGAAGUCAAGGACCGUGCCUACAAGACGAUGGAGAAGCUUUGCGAGUUGAUCGUCAACAAGGAUAUUGAGCGAUUCAUUCCCGAGCUCAUCAAGUGUAUCGCCAAGCCUGAGAACGUCCCCGAGACCGUCCAUCUAUUGGGUGCCACGACUUUCGUUACUGAGGUACAGGAGCCUACACUUGCCCUCAUGGUUCCUCUACUUGAUCGUGGUCUUGCUGAGCGAGAUACUGCCAUCAAGCGAAAGGCUGCUGUCAUUGUCGACAACAUGUGUAAACUUGUCGACGACCCCAACAUCGUCGCUCCUUUCUUACCUAAGAUGAUGCCGGGUCUUCAGAAGAACUACGACAACUUGGCUGAUCCCGAAGCUCGAGAGAAGACCAAGCAGGCACUUGACACUCUUAUCCGCGUCGGUGACGUCAAGGAUGGCAAGAUUCCUGAGGUUCGCCACGACGGUGACAUUUCUACCGUCCUUGGCCACUUGAAGGCUACUAUCCCUAGCAAGCACGCCAAGACCGCCGAGAAGCUUGAACCCGUCUUGGAAUACAUCUCUGCGAUCGGUGGACAGCUUAUUGACGAGAAGGAGUCUGAGCCUUCUACAUGGGCUACCGCGGUGAAGCCUUUUGUCACUGUCGUCGUUGGUGACGUCGAUGCUGAGAAGGUUGUUGAAGGUCUCCGAAAGCGUGCCUCUCCUGGCGCCGAGGAUGAGGCUCAGGAAGAGGAGGAAGAUGACGAGGGUGAAGAUCUAUGCAACUGUACUUUCUCCCUUGCGUACGGUGCCAAGAUUCUUCUUAACCAGACUCACCUUCGUUUGAAGCGUGGUCGCCGCUAUGGUCUCUGUGGUCCCAACGGUUCCGGCAAAUCUACCCUUAUGCGCGCUAUCAACAACGAACAAGUUGAGGGUUUCCCCAAGCAGAGCGAAGUCAAGACUGUUUUCGUCGAGCACGACUUGGACUCUGCUGAUACCGAAAUGACUACCAUUGAUUGGACCAUGAAGAAGCUCAGCGAGGCAGGUGUCACCACCAGCCAAGCGGACGUCGAAAAGGGUCUUGAUGAGUUCGGCUUCACUCCAGCGAUGACUGCGGGCCCCAUUACUUCUCUUUCUGGUGGUUGGAAGAUGAAGCUCGCCUUGUGCCGUGCCGUCUUCGAAGCCCCGGAUAUCUUGCUUCUCGAUGAGCCCACUAACCAUUUGGAUGUGAAGAACGUUAAGUGGCUCGAGGAUUACUUGAUCAACUCUCCUUGCACUUCUAUCAUUGUGUCUCACGAUAGUGGAUUCCUCGACAACGUUACCCAAUACAUCAUCCACUACGAGCGAUUCAAGCUCAAGAAGUACAAGGGUAACCUGAAGGAAUUUGUUCGCAAGAACCCUCAUGCUAAGUCGUACUACGAACUCGGAGAAUCCGAAAUCGAAUUCCAAUUCCCAGAACCUGGUUUCCUUGAGGGUGUUAAGACAAAGGCUAAGGCCAUCCUGCGUGCGAGCAGGAUGAGCUUCCAGUACCCGGGUACCCCCAAGCCCCAACUUACCGAUAUCUCCUUCCAGUGCUCUCUCGGAUCUCGUAUUGCUGUCAUUGGACCCAACGGUGCCGGCAAGUCGACGCUCAUCAACGUCCUCACCGGUGAACUCAUCCCAACCGGUGGUGAGAUUUACCAGCACGAGAACAUCCGUAUCGCCUACAUCAAGCAGCAUGCCUUCGCACACAUCGAUAACCACCUUGACAAGACUCCCUCCGAGUACAUUCAAUGGCGAUUCCAGACCGGUGAGGAUCGUGAGACCAUGGACCGUGCCAACAAGAUCAUCACCGAAGAUGACGAGAAGGCCAUGGACAAGAUCUUCAAAGUUGAAGGCUCUCAGCGACGUAUCAUUGGUAUCCACAGUCGCAGAAAGUUCAAGAACAGUUACGAGUACGAAUGCUCUUUUGCCCUUGGUGAGAACGUUGGCAUGAAGAACGAGCGCUGGGUUCCUAUGAUGACAGCUGACAACGCUUGGCUUCCUCGAACCGAACUCUUGGGUUCUCACCAGAAGAUGGUUGCUGAAGUUGAUAUGAGGGAAGCACUUGCUUCGGGUCAAUUCCGCCCCUUGGUACGAAAAGAGAUUGAGUCCCACUGUGCCAAUUUUGGUCUCGAUGCCGAACUGGUUUCGCACUCGCGUAUGCGUGGUCUCUCCGGUGGCCAGCGUGUCAAGGUUGUCCUCUCUGCUUGCUCAUGGCAACGACCCCAUUUGAUCGUCCUAGAUGAGCCGACCAACUAUCUUGACCGUGAUUCUCUCGGUGCCUUGUCCAAGGCCCUGAAGAAGUUUGAGGGUGGUGUCAUUAUCAUCACUCACAGUGCCGAGUUCACCAAGGACUUGACUGAGGAAGUCUGGGCUGUCAUGGACGGCAAGAUGACACCUUCAGGACACAACUGGGUUCAAGGUCAAGGUUCCGGCCCUAGACUAAAGCAGGGCGACGAUGAUGAGGAGGAUAAGUUCGACGCCAUGGGUAAUAAGAUCGUGACGACGAAGAAGAAGGCUAAGUUGACUAGCUCCGAAGCCAGAAAGAAGAAGAAGGAACGUAUGGCCCGCCGAAAGCGUGGAGAGGAGGUCUUCUCGGACGAGGACGACUAAAUUAUCUCGCCUGUGCUGCCGUGUUACGUAGCCCCACGAAUUAAUACCGAAUUACGAACAUAAUUACAUGAUUUCCUUUGUUUAAUAUGAACAGAAAAGUUCGGGCUUGCAUGGUUAGGCAUUGUUUCUGCGUUUCUGGAGUGCCGAUGGGUUGCCUAACAGUCAUUGCAACUAAGAGCGGUGCUUUAUCGCGUGGUCGAGCAGGAUGAUUUAGGAAAGGCACAAUUCCUCUGGAUUGGAGACCCAGGGGUAUUGGCCUCUCGAGUCCUUAACUGCGAGGAUACCAUAGAUAGACGAGCUAGUCGCUGAAUAGAUUUGAUAUCAUGAAUUUCGAGAUACUCGCUGAGGUUUGACCUAGGCGUGCUUUACAAUCCCUAUAAUGAUUGAUGGAAUAUUUCGUGGGUGCAUUGCUGAUCGGGUAUGACGACAAUCAGAACUACGUAUCUUUUUAUGAC
This is a messenger RNA of Hypoxylon trugodes, 4152 nucleotides long. Its product is annotated as armadillo-type protein. The record is from RefSeq and is a predicted model, not a curated record. The coding region runs from base 527 to 3697 and encodes 1056 amino acids. Lineage: Eukaryota; Fungi; Ascomycota; Sordariomycetes; Xylariales; Hypoxylaceae. Gene Ontology annotation, molecular function: ATP binding; ATP hydrolysis activity; translation elongation factor activity. The transcript has 3 exons.